GCUGCAGUAUUCUACAUGUUCCAUAAAUUUUUGCGUUCAACAUACAAACUUGGUUCAAUAGUGUGACGUCAGCAAAAAGGCAGAUGAUUUUUCAAAUAAAACGAUAACCAGACGAUUAUCAGCGCAAUCUUUCUUAAGUGACAGCCUUAGUGAAAAAGUUGUUGACAAAAACAAAAAUAUUUGCUUGCAUCUGAAUUUUAUUCUUCUUGCGUGUUAAAAGUAAACAACAUAAAUUAUUUAGGCCGCAAUCGAAAAUGGUUUGUGCACUUGGUAUAGAAGGCAGUGCAAACAAAAUAGGCAUUGGCAUAAUACGUAAUGGAGAAGUUUUAGCCAAUGUGCGACGAACUUAUGUCACACCACCAGGUGAAGGAUUUCUGCCAAAAGAAACCGCAGAGCAUCAUAGAGAAAAUAUUCACCAACUAAUUAAAAAUGCUUUCAAAGAAGCGAAUAUCGAACCAAAGGAAUUGGAUGUUGUUUGUUAUACCAAAGGACCUGGAAUGGCGCCUCCACUAUUAAUUGGUGCAAUAGUAGCAAGAACACUUUCUUUGCUAUGGGGAAAACCAUUGUUGGGAGUAAAUCAUUGUAUUGGACAUAUAGAAAUGGGUCGCCUUAUAACAGCUGCAAAGAACCCAAUUGUACUUUAUGUUAGCGGUGGCAAUACGCAAGUAAUUGCUUAUUCUAAUAAACGAUAUCGUAUUUUUGGUGAAACGAUAGAUAUUGCAGUAGGCAAUUGUCUUGACAGAUUUGCACGUAUUAUUAAACUCUCAAAUGAUCCCAGUCCUGGCUAUAAUAUUGAGCAAAUGGCAAAGAAAGGAACACAAUAUGUAAAACUACCAUAUGUUGUCAAAGGUAUGGACGUUAGCUUCUCUGGCAUUCUUUCACACAUUGAAGAUCUUGCCGAUCCCAGCAAAAGGCGUAAUAAACGAAAAAAGGAAGAAACAGCCAUUGCUGAAGCCGAAUAUAGUAAAGAGGACCUAUGCUAUUCCCUACAAGAGACGAUUUUUGCAAUGCUGGUAGAAAUUACUGAGCGCGCAUUGGCCCACUGUGGUUCAAAUGAGGUACUAAUUGUGGGUGGUGUUGGCUGUAACGAGCGUUUACAAGAAAUGAUGCGUAUCAUGUGUGAGGAACGUGGAAGCAAACUAUUUGCCACGGACGAACGUUACUGUAUUGAUAAUGGCUUGAUGAUUGCGCACGCUGGAGCUGAAAUGUUUCGUUCCGGAUCUCAAAUGCCUUUUGAAGAAUCAUUCGUCACGCAACGCUAUCGAACGGACGAAGUGCUAGUUACUUGGCGAGACGAUUGACGAUAAAUAUAUAAUAUUAUUAAUUAUAUGCUCGUUAAUAAACUUAUUUUCCAAACU
Molecule: messenger RNA, 1358 nt
Organism: Ceratitis capitata (Mediterranean fruit fly)
Lineage: Eukaryota; Metazoa; Arthropoda; Insecta; Diptera; Tephritidae
Gene: Tcs3
Product: probable tRNA N6-adenosine threonylcarbamoyltransferase
Exons: 4
Coding region: 255-1301 (348 amino acids)
Biological process (GO): tRNA threonylcarbamoyladenosine modification
Cellular component (GO): cytoplasm; EKC/KEOPS complex
Source: RefSeq, a predicted model, not a curated record